Messenger RNA from Cladophialophora immunda, 1071 nucleotides. RefSeq lists its product as uncharacterized. NCBI's taxonomy places the organism in Eukaryota, Fungi, Ascomycota, Eurotiomycetes, Chaetothyriales, Herpotrichiellaceae. The coding region runs from base 99 to 851 and encodes 250 amino acids. The record is from RefSeq and is a predicted model, not a curated record. The transcript is spliced from 2 exons.
CUUCCUGAUUCAUUCAAGUCUCCCUGUUGUCAAGAAAAAGAAAAGUCUCUCUGCCUCGCACUGUUCAGGUUUCGACACAGUCCCAAAGAAAUAUUAAGAUGGUCGGCCGUCUGGAAGGAAAAGUGGCCAUAGUCACAGGUGGGGGUUCCGGCUUUGGAGCUGGUAUUGCGGCCAAGUUCAUCCAGGAGGGCGCAAAAGUGCUCAUCUGUGACCUGUCUGAGCAGAACGGCACCAAAGUCUCCCAAUCCCUGGGUUGCGAGUUCUUGGCUGCCGAUGUCACGAAACGUUCGGACUGGGAAGCGCUGCUGAAGAAAGCCGUUGAUGCCUAUGGGGGGUUGGACAUCGUCGUUAACAACGCCGGCACCACUUACAAAAACAAACCCACCGAGGAUGUCACGGACGACGACUUCGAUUUGGUCUUUAACGUCAACGUGAAAAGCAUUUACUUGUCGAGCAGUGUGCUGCUCCCUUAUUUCAUGGGGCAGAAUCGACCUGGCUGCUUUAUCAACAUUGCCUCGACGGCAGGGAUCAGGCCGCGGCCUGGGUUGACUUGGUAUAACGCUUCCAAAGCCGCUGUGAGCAACGCUACCAAAACCAUGGCGGUCGAAUAUGCGCCCAAGAAGAUUCGCUUCAAUGCAGUCUGUCCUGUGGUGGGCAGUACCGGGCUGACACAUCUUUUCAUUGGGAAGCCAGACACCGAAGAGAACAAGAAGGCCUUCGUAUCGACCAUUCCGCUCGGACGAGGUAGUACGCCAAAAGACGUGGCAAACGCUUGCUGCUAUCUUGCGAGCGACGAGGCCGAAUUUAUCACUGGCGUUAACUUGGAAGUCGACGGAGGGAGAUGUGUGUAAUGACUCCCAUGACUCCUUUGGGGUCACCGAUGGGAGGGAAAUAGUGCAGAGGAUCAGAACGCAGCGCUAGCCAAACUGCUGUAUCGAAGGAGGAUAGUAUGUGAAUGUGCAGGGCCAAACCGUCAGUAGAACCUGCUACAGUCGUAUGUUUACCCUUCAUUCCCCGUCGAACCUCAGUAGGGUCAUGGCCUCCUGCGCCUCGUCUUCAAAUGAAUCCGGA